Messenger RNA from Notolabrus celidotus (New Zealand spotty), 5011 nucleotides. It is a transcript of the gene tead1b, whose product is annotated as TEA domain family member 1b. Gene Ontology annotation, biological process: hippo signaling; embryonic organ development; regulation of transcription by RNA polymerase II. Lineage: Eukaryota; Metazoa; Chordata; Actinopteri; Labriformes; Labridae. Gene Ontology annotation, cellular component: transcription regulator complex. The coding region runs from base 585 to 1982 and encodes 465 amino acids. The record is from RefSeq and is a predicted model, not a curated record. Gene Ontology annotation, molecular function: DNA-binding transcription factor activity, RNA polymerase II-specific; RNA polymerase II cis-regulatory region sequence-specific DNA binding. The transcript is spliced from 14 exons.
UGCCUGCUGCCCAGGCUGACUGCUCGGGGCUCGGGAUGACGCCACCUCUCGCUCCGCCCCGGCGCAAACUCGCUCUUUGCGUUCAUUUCAUUCCUCUUCUCAUUCCGAGCAUUCUUCGCAUCUCUGUCAGUGCGCGAAGCGAUUCACCUACACCUUUCCUGGCUGGCCCAGAAACACCAGAAUAACUUGACAUAGUAUUAAAAUUACCCCGUAACAUCCCCUUAUCUAAAGAAAGGGACAUUUUUAUAUGAGAUAUCAAUAACGAGGUAAGUUUCCAUGGUAGUUGCAGGUAUCCAAACUGGUUGUAGACUUCUGUUCACGGGGUUAGGUGGACAUCUUUUGGAAAAAUUGGACGAAUUAUUAAAAAAUUUGGCUCAGCCGGGAGUUGUUGGACCUUAUUCGGACCACCUCGAAGGAAACACCGUGGAGAGACUUGUUGCUUCAACGCGUUUGACGGUGCUUUGUCGAAAACGCCACCGAAGUUUAGUGUCUCUCCCUAGUCUGCUCCAGGCUUCAGCUUGGAGAGCCCAACCGCCAUCAUUGAUCCCAGCAGCUGGAGCGGCAGCGAAAGCCCUGCCGAGGACAUGGAGAGGAUGAGCGAUUCGGCAGACAAGCCCAUGGACAAUGAUGCAGAGGGGGUCUGGAGUCCUGAUAUUGAGCAGAGCUUCCAGGAGGCCCUGGCCAUCUACCCUCCUUGUGGACGCAGGAAGAUCAUCCUGUCUGAUGAGGGGAAGAUGUAUGGUCGGAAUGAGCUGAUAGCAAGAUACAUCAAGCUGCGGACCGGGAAGACGAGGACUCGUAAGCAGGUGUCUAGUCACAUACAGGUCUUAGCAAGAAAGAAAGUUCGAGAAAUCCAAGCUGCCAUUAAGGUACGUCUGGCUUUGCCCAGUUGCAGGGGGCUUUUCAUUGCCAUGGUUACAGGCUCUUCCUUUGUUUUCCUCCCCUCCCCUACCCCGCAGGUGUCUAGUCACAUUCAGGUUCUUGCCAGAAGGAAAUCUCGUGAGUUUCAUUCCAAGCUAAAGGUCACAAGUAUGGACCAGGCAGUGAAGGACAAAGCCCUCCAGAGCAUGGCCUCCAUGUCCUCGGCUCAGAUCGUCUCUGCCACGGCUAUUCACAACAAGCUGGGACUGCCAGGCAUCCCGCGCCCAGCCUUCCCUGGAGCAGGGUUAUGGCAGGGUAUGAUAUCAGCUGGUCAGCCAGGAUCUUCACAAGAUAUUAAGCCUUUCACCCAGCAAGCCUAUCCCAUCCAGCCAGCAGUCACAACGGCCAUUUCAAGUUACGAGCCCACAGCAGCUGCAGCUCCCACAGCACCAGCAUGGCAGGGCCGCUCCAUCGGUACAUCCAAACUCCGACUGGUGGAGUUCUCCGCCUUCCUAGAGCAACAGAGAGACCCCGACUCAUACAACAAGCACCUCUUUGUACACAUCGGACAGACAAAUCAUUCCUACAGUGACGCCCUGCUGGAGUCGGUGGACAUCCGUCAGAUUUACGACAAAUUCCCAGAAAAGAAGGGAGGACUGAAGGAGCUGUAUGGAAAAGGUCCCCAGAACUCAUUUUUCCUCAUUAAAUUCUGGGCUGACUUAAACUGCAAUGUUCAGGAUGAUUCUGGAUCUUUCUACGGAGUCACAAGUCAGUACGAGAGCUCGGAGAACAUGACCAUCACAUGUUCAACAAAAGUCUGCUCCUUUGGCAAGCAGGUGGUGGAGAAAGUUGAGACUGAAUACGCACGCUUUGAGAAUGGACGCUUUGUCUACCGGAUAAGCCGAUCUCCCAUGUGUGAAUACAUGAUCAACUUCAUCCAUAAGCUAAAACACCUGCCAGAGAAAUACAUGAUGAACAGUGUUCUGGAGAAUUUCACGAUCUUAUUGGUGGUGACAAACAGGGACACGCAGGAGACGCUGCUAUGUAUGGCGUGUGUGUUUGAGGUUUCAAACAGCGAGCACGGUGCCCAGCAUCAUAUCUACAGACUGGUAAAGGAAUGAGAGAGGACCCACACCUACCCACACCCAAGCCUUCAACCCCCCCCCCCUCUUUUCAUAGACUUACCAAACUCAAGAAAAGUGGCAGUGCCUCUACCUGAAAGUCACACCCACAAUGCUUUCUGGUCAUGGUAUCGGGUGAAGUCAGUUGUUUUAAAUUUGUGUUAAUAUAAUGAGUUUGUUAUUCGACUGCAGCUGUGAAUUGCGGUACAGUUGUUUUAUGUUUGAAUAUGGGAAUUCUCCUUUAAAUAUGUUGAGUUGUUCUCUGUUGGGUAUACGUGUGGCCGUUCUUUAAAGAAUUUACUCGAUUCAUUUGGUCAAUGGAAAUGUGUGUCGUCUUCUUCUGCUUUGUUCUGUAGAGUAAGAAAAAAAGGAUGUUGGCCUUUUCUAUCAGCGGCCUGAUGUGGUCUGUGUAAUAUGUUUGAGUGUUUUUUUGUUCAUUCAUAAUAUUGUGAGCAUACAUACUGUGGAUAUACAGACAAGCACCCACAGCCGAUUGAGUUUCCAAAGAACAAAACUGACAUUACUUCAGAGGCAGUAGGUGCACAACUAGUUUUCUUAAAGACUCUAGCCGUCAUUGCUUUAUUUAUUCCUGUUAAAGCACUCCAAGUCUUAGACGUUAAUCGAAUGAAUGCACUGUGAAACAAUCAUUACGACUGCUUCUGCUCCAUAAAAACCACCUGCUACUCUUUCCUUUACUGCAAAUAUCUCUGUGGCCGCUGAUAGGGGAAUGUUUAGGUUAUAGUCAGGCCUAAAAAUCACUCUAAAAGCACUUUGUCCCUUCUCCUGGUCCUGGACUGAGUUUUUCUCCCCCCUGUUAGAUCUGUGCUUUUAAUCAACAGUAUGAAUAAUCACAAAUCCCUUAUAAAAAGAAGGUUUGUUCAGUUUGCUGUGGCCCCUUUAAAGACUCUGAGAAUAUCGCCCCCCUCUGGAGUUGUUGUGUAAUGACUCUAAGUCAGAGUGUUGCUGCCUUCAUGUUCACAUGUUUCUGUGGCCUACGCCGACGCCCAGCCUUAAAACAUGUUAAAGCUGUGUGAACUCCAAAAGAUGCCACUAAAGCUGUGAUCUCUACGCGGGGAAGACUCUAUUUGUUGUGUAAGAAAUUCACAAUACUAUCUGCCAAAGUGUAGAUGUACAGUGCCUUAAAAUACGCUCUAACAUGAUCCCUUUGCUUUGGUUUGAAAUUAAGUUUGUGGUCAAAACACGGAAAACACUGUACCGUUUAUUACCUGGAACACCCUUGCAUCUGAGACAUCUUGUUUCUUUUACCUGGUACACUCCUAGAAACACAGUUUGUGUUGUUGCUCAGAGGCAGCACACUUUUUAAGUUUGAACAUGUUCAGAAAUAGGAAAACACAGGUUCUAUUUUUCUGUGACACUCACACGCUCCUGAAACAUCAGCCUUUUUGUACCACAAACACAGACUGACUGCCUUUCCAGUUGUAGAAGACCAAAAACAGAUAACACCACUCUUUUGUCAAGUCCUGCAUGGUAGCAAGGAAGUGCCUUUGGUUACAAAUUUCCAGCUCAAACAAAAAAAAUCUGACAGAAAUUAAAAAUCAAACAUUGCAAGACCAAAAAAAAAGAGACAAAAGCGAAACCAAUCACCACAUUGCCUUUUUCUUGAAGGAUUAUUAUGACGGAAAGGGAGAGUGAUUUCCUGCUAGAUGACAGAUAUAUUCAAAAUUUGUAAAGUGCUUUCACAAAUGAUGUAGUUGAUGAAUUUCUUUGCUUUUGAGGUCAAAGAGUGAGAGACCUGCUGAUACAGGACACAGCCGCUGACUCGCUUAGAAAACACUGCAGCCUCUGCUUCGUGCACACUUGCAGGUUCAAGUGUCACUGACUUUAGGAACAUUAUGAUUUCUAUACUCCACAAACCACACGAUGUGAAACUUCACUAUAACGCCACAAUACCUUUUGAUGAUGCAGACUGUGUGUUAACAAAGCAGGGAGUGACAAGCUUGUAUUAUCCGUCUGUCAGAGAAGUUUAUUUAUUAGUGACCUUUAAAAACAGGUUCAGACCUGGAUUCUCUUGGACUGUUUUAAUGCGCUCCAAUCUGAAAUUCCUCAUAUUUCCUAGCGUGGACGAGGCCGUCAAGGUUAAUAUUUCCACUGUAAACACUAUUACUACUCAAACUUCUCCUGUUUCUUAGAAAAAUAUAAUCAUCUGGAGUAUUUUAAUGGAAAAAGCUCUUAAUAGUUGCGGACAAUGUCUCUGGAUGCAGAAAAAGUUCCAUCAUUCAGUAUUUCGCCACAGUCCUGUGGACACCGUGGAGAGUUAUAGACUUUUUUUGUUUACGCUGUGUAUCUGUUCACAUUUAAUGAUUACUUAGUGUUGUUCCUGUUUUCUUAUUGUACUUGUAUACAAUCGUACUUGGUUUUGUGAUGAGGUUGUCUGUUUGUUAAAGCCCACUGAGAUGGGGAAGGUGUUUCUGCUGCACUGCUGGUACAUUUGGACAUAUGGUGAAAACACUAAAACAGCAGGACUGAUGCGUUUAAUGACAUGAAUGUCUGGUGGACUGUUUGAAGAGACAGUGGACAUGUUUUACAAAAAAAAAAAAAAUCAAUGACUCAUCCAGGGUGAGGAAUCAUGCUGCAAACAGAUCAGCAGUUUAGCUCUUGUUUGUUGUUAUUCUGUUUAAGAGUAGGUACUGGUACCUUGUUUUGUUUUAUGACCCUUUCUCAGAUGGCGGCUUUAAAGUGAUUUUUCACACGGCUCACAUAUAGUUAUCAAACACACACACAUUUGAGUUUUGUGUGCAGACUCGUUUUUUGUAAAAAGGUGCUUUGUACAAAAUUAUAUCCUAGCUUUUCUUGGUACAGAUGUGUGAUAUCUUUUCGUAUCCAUGAUAAAGUAAAGAGUUGGAGCGUCAGGAGAGUAAAGAAGCUCUGCAAUGUUUCUGUGUUCUGCAUAUGGUCUUGUCUUUGCUCCGUAACAUUAUGAUGCCUUCUUGAUAAUAGUAGAUAUUUUGUAGCUUUCUAGACACUUUGUAUGUAUGCAAUAUUGAAGUUAAAUAAAUCUGAAAAUAUUG